This is a messenger RNA of Vanrija pseudolonga, 754 nucleotides long. RefSeq lists its product as uncharacterized. Bases 26 to 754 code for a protein of 242 amino acids. NCBI's taxonomy places the organism in Eukaryota, Fungi, Basidiomycota, Tremellomycetes, Trichosporonales, Trichosporonaceae. The record is from RefSeq and is a predicted model, not a curated record. The transcript has 2 exons.
ACUCUCCCUUCAAUCACCUACCGCAAUGGCCGACUUCCGCCCCAUCAUGUCUCUCCCAGGCGGUGACGACAACGGUGGUCCUGACUUCUCCCACCUCGGUUCUAGGACGGACAGAAGGCCUUACGGGUACACGGUCUGGCUCGUUCCCGAAGGAGCCGACGAAGUCGAGAGCGUCCAGAAGGACAUUGGUGCCAAGACGUUCCAGGUCUACUCGGCAGCUCUGGACAGGCUCCCUGGCUCGGUGCCGGACAACAGGCGAUACACCAAGCCGGCAGAGCAGCCGCAAGUUGGUGUGCUCAUCCUUCCCGCGUCGGGGUGUGGCAGCUCGUCCCCCGAGGGCGUCAAGCGCAUGACCCAGGGCGUCGUGGACGCGUACAAGGGCGGCUACAUCCGCGUGGCUUUUGAGCCGACGAACAAUGUCAGCGACGACGGUGGCUCGGUGCACGCUCAGAUAGACGAGAAGAAGAGCGACUACGCCCAGCUCGACGAGCUGCGCACCGCGCUCAAGAAGCGUCUCUGGGGCCCGGCAGACGCCCACACGUCCGUCCCGACCCCGUAUGUCCCCCUCCUCGAGGUCAGUCUGGUCGAGAGCUACCCCUCGCUCGGAGGCGACAUCAAAGACAGGGGCCUCGUUGCCGUCCGCGAGCAGGCCAACCAGACGGCUAGCGCUUUCAACGGCGUCCUCUCCGCCCUCACACUCACCAAGGUGCUUGUCCUCGGCGCUGGUGAGGUUCCAAUCGCUCCCAAGAGUUAG